Dictyostelium discoideum AX4 is the source of this 1113-nucleotide messenger RNA. RefSeq lists its product as hypothetical. The coding region runs from base 1 to 1113 and encodes 370 amino acids. NCBI's taxonomy places the organism in Eukaryota, Evosea, Eumycetozoa, Dictyosteliales, Dictyosteliaceae. The record is from RefSeq and is a predicted model, not a curated record. The transcript has a single exon.
AUGAAUUCAUAUAAAGAAGAGAUAUUAAAAGAUAUUCCUCAUUUUAAUAAUUGGAAAACCAUAACACCAAUUAAUAAAGGAUUUUCAAAUGAUUUAAAAUUCAAAGUUGAAUUAAAAGAAGAACUACAACAACAACAACAAAUGAAAUUUCAAUUACUUAGAAUAUCAGAAUCAAAAUUAUUUAAAGAGAAGGAUAUUGAAUUUUCAACAAUUAAAAUAUUUAAUAGUGUAUUAUUAAAUGAUGAUGAUGAGAAAUUAGAAGUUGAAAUGUCAAAACCAAUUGAUAUUGGAUUGUGUAAUGAAGAAAAGAAUGUUUGGAUGUUACUAACAUGGAUUGAAGGUGAAGAUUUUAAUGAUUCAAUCUUUAAUGAAUCAAUUGAAAAUCAAUAUAGAUUAGGUUUAAAUGCUGGUAAAAUUUUAAAAAGAUUUCAUUUGAUACCAUUAUCAUCAUUAAUUAAUAAUAAUAAUGAUACUACCACACCACCACCACCACCACCACCACCACCAAUAAUUAAUACUGAUAGAUUAGAAAAAAGGUUAGAAGUAAUCUCAAGAUUUGAAAAAGAUAUUAAUGGUAAAUUUAGAUUUGAAAAUGACCAAUGUAUAAUUGAUUAUUGUAAAUUAAAUUUAGAAAAAGUUGUGAAAAUAAAUGAAAAUUUACAAAAUUCAAAAUUAGUUUUAAAACAUAAUGAUUUUCAUUUUGGUAAUAUGAUAUUAAUAAAAAAUAAUAAUGAUAAUAAUGAUAAUAAUGAUAAUAAUGAUAAUGAUACUAGUAAAUUAGGUAUAAUUGAUUUUAAUAGAAGUCAAUUUGGUUAUGGUUAUCAGGAAUUUCACAAAAUUCAAUUUUUUAAUGUUGGAUUAAGUAUACCAUUUUGUGUUGGUCAAAUUGAUGGUUAUUUUAAUAACAAAGAACCACCCUCUGAUUUUUGGUAUUCUUUUACAACUUUUGUUGCUACAUCUUGUCUUGGUGGAAUAGUUUGGGCUGAAUCAAUUGAUGAUAAUCAAAUUGAAUUAAUGAAAGAAAGAUGUAAAAUCAUUUUAAAUCAUUUUGAUAAUUUUAAUUUAAUAAUACCAAAAUGGUAUACAAAUUUUAAAAAUAAUAAUAAUAAUUAA